Orycteropus afer afer is the source of this 555-nucleotide messenger RNA. The record is from RefSeq and is a predicted model, not a curated record. NCBI's taxonomy places the organism in Eukaryota, Metazoa, Chordata, Mammalia, Tubulidentata, Orycteropodidae.
AUGCACCUCUGCAGGAACCACGGGCUGCUGGCUGGGGUGGUGAGUGCUGGGGACCAGGAUGGGGACCCCAAGGAGUGCCAGAGGCAGCUGAAGAGGAAGCAGAAGAACCGGGCGGCCGCCCAGCGCAGCCGGCAGAAGCACACGGACAAGGCAGACACCCUGCACCAGCAUCAUGAGGCCCCUGGCCUCCUCACGUCCCCUGUGCCCUCGAAGUCCCUGGCCCCUGCUGCCGCCCCUGCACCUCCUGCCCAGCUGCCCUCCACCACUUGCUCCAGCUUUCUGGGGCCUUCCUUAGAGCCCAGAGCCCUACUGCCCAGCCCCCCAGCCCUGACUGCCCCCCUGCAACCUCUUGGGCAGGAGCACCCCACUGGAGGGAAGCUGGGGUCCUCACCCUACAGCCCCUUGGCUCCCCUAGGGCUCACAAGACUGCAGAGUGGGGAGCCCACACCAGCUCCUGCUUUCUCUGCAGCAGACUGGCAAGGGCUGGGUGUGGGUACCAGCCCCCACCCUCUCCCGGCCUUCUCUCUGCUCUCCUCUGCCCACAUCUGCUUCUGA